Messenger RNA from Peromyscus eremicus (cactus mouse), 1931 nucleotides. RefSeq names its product vascular endothelial growth factor A-like. Bases 15 to 428 code for a protein of 137 amino acids. Gene Ontology annotation, cellular component: membrane. Gene Ontology annotation, molecular function: chemoattractant activity; growth factor activity; vascular endothelial growth factor receptor 1 binding. Lineage: Eukaryota; Metazoa; Chordata; Mammalia; Rodentia; Cricetidae. The record is from RefSeq and is a predicted model, not a curated record. The transcript is spliced from 5 exons. Gene Ontology annotation, biological process: vascular endothelial growth factor receptor signaling pathway; positive regulation of mast cell chemotaxis; positive regulation of protein phosphorylation.
CCCCUGGGUGCUGAAUGGCAGGAGCCCCGGGGUGUCCCAUAUGGGUAUGGCUGGCUGGGUCACUAACCUCUGUGAUCUGUUCCCUCCCUCUCCAGAUCAUGCGGAUCAAACCUCACCAAAGCCAGCACAUAGGAGAGAUGAGCUUCCUACAGCAUAGCAGAUGUGAAUGCAGACCAAAGAAAGACAGAACAAAGCCAGAAAAAAAAUCAGUUCGAGGAAAGGGAAAGGGUCAAAAACGAAAGCGCAAGAAAUCCCGGUUUAAGUCCUGGAGCGUUCACUGUGAGCCUUGCUCAGAGCGGAGAAAGCAUUUGUUUGUCCAAGAUCCGCAGACGUGUAAAUGUUCCUGCAAAAACACAGACUCGCGUUGCAAGGCGAGGCAGCUUGAGUUAAACGAACGUACUUGCAGAUGUGACAAGCCAAGGCGGUGAGCCAGGCUGCAGGAAGGAGCCUCCCUCAGGGUUUCGGGAACCAGACCUCUCACCAGAAAGACCGACUAACCAUGUCACCACCACACCAUCAUCGUCACCAUUGACAGAACAGUCCUUAAUCCAGAAAGCCUGACAUGAAGGAAGAGGAGACUCUUCCAGGAGCACUUUGGGUCCGGAGGGCGAGACUCCGGCAGAAGCAUUCCCGGGCAGGUGACCAAGCACGGUCCCUUGUGGAACUGGAUUCGACAUUUUCUUUUACUUGCUGCUAAAUCACCAAGCCCGGAAGAUUAGGGAGUUUAUUUCUGGGAUUCCUGUAGACACACCCACCCACAUACACACACACAUAUAUAUAUAUAUAUUAUAUAUAUAAAUAAAUAUAUAUGUUUUUAUAUAUAUAAAAUAUAUAUAUUCUUUUUUUAAAUUAACUUUGCUAAUGUUAUUGGUGUCUUCACUGGAUGUGUUUGACUGCUGUGGACUUGAGUUGGGAGGAGAAUGUCCCUACUCGGAUCCUGAUAGGGGAGACAGUGGGAUGAAAGACUGUGGUGUGGUCUUUCGUCUUUUUUGCCUGCCAGGGAAUGUGCGAGGCCAGGGCACGGGGGCACACUGGCUCACUUCCAGAAACACGACAAACCCAUCCCUGGCCCCGAGUCAAGAGGACAGAAAGAUGGCAGAAAAAGAGACAAAGACGCUGGUCCCAACAGGAGUCUGGGGAGCCUCAGGACUUGGCCUGCUUCGUGGAUCCCGCUACAUGCUGCCCUCUGGGCACUGCCUGGAAGAAUCAGGAGCCUGGCCAGCCUGCAGCUCUCUCCUCCGAGGUGCCCAGGAGGCCCCCCACAGGUGUCCUGGCUAAGAGAAAACCCGUUGGUGGAAGAAGAGGCCUGGCCAGGCUCCUCCUCCUGGGAACCCCUUCUUCUCUCCCUACCCCACUUCCUGGGUACAGCCCAGGGGAACCUUGUGUGCUCAGACCAUUGAAACCACUAGUUCUGUCCCCAGGAGACUUGGCCGUGUGUGAGUGGCUCACCCUCCCCCACCCCAUCCCUUCCCGAGGCACAGAGCAGUGGGGCAGGACCCGCAAGCCCCUCACGGAGGCAGAGAACAGAGAAAGUGUUUUAUAUACGGUACUUAUUUAAUAGUCCUUUUUAAUUAGAAAUUAAAAACAGUUAAUUUAAUUAAAGAGUAGGGUUUUUUUUUCAGUAUUCUUGGUUAAUAUUUAAUUUCAACUAUUUAUGAGAUGUAUCUCUCGCUCUCUCUUUAUUUGUACUUUUUGUGUGUGUGUAUGAAAUCUGUGUUUCCAAUCUCUCUCUCCCGGAUCGGUGACAGUCACUAGUUUGUCCUGAGAAGAGAUUUAAUUUUGCUAACACUCAGCUCUGCCCUUCCCUGGUCCCCUCCACACAUUCCUUUGAAAUAAGGUUUCAAUAUACAUUUACAUACUAUAUAUAUAUUUGGUAACUUGUGUUUGUAUAUAAAUAUAUAUAUAUAUAUGUUUAUGUAUAUAUGUGAUUC